UCCGGGAAGUUUCGGCUGGCUCUGUAACGGUCGGUUUCUUUUAAACAGUCGGACUCGCUUGAGGCCUGAGAGAGAACAGAAGGACACGGAGAAAAGGCAGAGAGAAGCAAACGAGAGAGAGAGAGACAGAGAGCGAGAGGAGUCCGACCGCGGAAUGACGGUGCUACAGGAACCCGUCCAGGCUGCUGUUUGGCAUGCGUUGAACCACUAUGCCUACAAUGAUGCAGUGUUUCUGGCAGAGAGACUGUACGCUGAAGUGCAUUCAGAGGAGGCGCUCUUCCUGUUAGCAACAUGCUACUAUCGUUCGGGGAAAGCCUACAAAGCAUACCACCUUCUCAAAGGCCACAGCUGCACCACGCCACAGUGCAAAUACCUCCUUGCCAAAUGCUGUGUGGACCUCAGCAAACUUGCAGAGGGAGAGCAGAUCCUUGCUGGAGGAGUGCUGAAUAAACAGAAGAGCCAGGAUGAUAUUGUCACAGAGUUUGGGGACUCCGCGUGCUUCACGCUAGCCCUGCUGGGGCAGAUCUACUGCAAAACAGACCGCUUGGCCAGAGGUUCAGAAUGUUACCAGAAAAGUCUGGGCUUAAAUCCAUUCCUCUGGUCCCCUUUCGAGUCCCUCUGCCAGAUUGGUGAAAAGCCAGACCCCGAGCAGGUGUUCAGGUUGACGUCAGUGCAGCCCAUCCACACGCCCAGCCACAGUGUGGCCCACAGGCAGGUGGACACGGUCCUGAUGGAAACACCACAGGACACUUUGGAACUGAAUAGGCUCAACCUUGAAUCUUCAAAUCCCAAGUACUCAUCACUAAACACGGAUUCCUCCAUGUCCUACAUUGAUUCCUCUGUAAUUUCCCCUGAUUCUGUACCCCUGGGCACCAGCAGCUCCCUGCUCUCCAAGCAAGCGCCCAAUAAGCCAAAAAGUGGGCGCAGCCUUCUAAGCGGGCCAGCGGCCCUUAGCCCUCUCACACCGAGUUUUGGAAUUCUGCCACUGGAACCCAGUCCAGGAGACUCCUCAUACCUGCAGAACUUCACAAACACAGGUUCAAUGAUGGACUCAGCCCCUCCUGGAGGCCCACCCAAGAAGUCCUUAGCCCGUAUCAGUCAAGCUGGAACAAAGUCAGUAUUUUCACAGAGUGGGAACAGCAGAGAAGUCACGCCUGUUCCUUUCAACCAAACACAAACAACUACUCCACAGACCAGUACAACACCUCAGGUGCUGAGCCCAACCAUUGCUGCGCCUCCCAAUAUUCAGCCAAGGAGGAGCUCCAGGCUUUUUACCAGCGCCAGUUCCACUGCCAAGGAGAACAGCAAAAAGCUAAAAAUGAAGUUCCCCCCAAAAAUCCCAAACCGAAAGACCAAAACGAAAACCAGCAAAGGGGGAAUGACUCCGUCCAACAUGAACGAGAGCUUGGAGAUUCUGAAGCUGGACUCGUCCAUCGUGUGUGAUGGAAAGGGAAGCAUGAUGCCUCCUCAGUUCCAAGCCUUCAAUCUCCAGAAAGCUGUAGCAGACGGACUCAUGAGCUUGAUGCGAGACAUUGGGAAGGGUUUCCUCGCACUUUGCUCCUACAACUGCAAGGAGGCAAUCAGCAUUCUCAGCCAGCUGCCAUCACACCAUUACAACACGGGCUGGGUACUCAGCCAGAUCGGGAGGGCGCAUUUCGAACUAGCUGAGUACAUGCAGGCAGAACGGGUUUUCUCCGAGGUGCGUCGUAUAGAGAGUUACCGUGUCGAAGGGAUGGAGAUCUACUCCACCACACUUUGGCACCUUCAGAAGGAUGUGGCCUUGUCAGCCCUGUCCAAAGAUCUCACUGACAUGGACAAGAACUCGCCUGAGUCCUGGUGUGCGGCAGGCAACUGCUUCAGCCUGCAACGGGAGCAUGACAUCGCUAUCAAGUUCUUCCAGAGGGCCAUCCAGGUAGACCCCAGCUUUGCCUAUGCUUACACGCUGCUGGGACACGAGUUUGUGCUCACAGAAGAACUAGAGAAGGCCCUGGCCUGCUUCCGGAACGCCAUUCGUGUCAAUACCCGUCACUACAACGCAUGGUACGGUUUGGGUAUGAUCUAUUACAAACAAGAGAAGUUCAACCUUGCAGAAAUUCACUUUAAAAAAGCCCUCAGUAUCCAUCCUCAGAGCUCUGUCCUCCUUUGUCACAUAGGAGUGGUGCAGCACGCCCUUAAGAAGUCAGAUCAUGCGUUAGAAACCCUGAAUAAAGCCAUUGGUCUUGAUCCCAAGAACCCACUAUGCAAAUUCCACAGGGCAUCCAUCCUUUUUGCAAAUGAGAAGUAUAAGGCGGCUUUGCAGGAACUUGAAGAACUGAAACAAAUAGUGCCCAAAGAGUCACUAGUAUACUUUUUAAUAGGAAAGGUUUACAAGAAGCUGGGCCAGACUCAUUUAGCUCUGAUGAACUUCUCCUGGGCAAUGGACCUGGAUCCAAAAGGGGCAAACAAUCAGAUCAAGGAGGCCAUAGAUAAGCGAUACCUUCCAGACGACGAGGAGCCGGUCACUGCCGAUGACUUUCCGUAUGAUUCAGCGGAAGCGGAGGAGUCACAGGAGAGCAGCAUGACGGACGCCGAGGACGCACAACUCCACACUGCGGAGGGGGACGAAGUCUUUUAACUUUCCCCAUGCCCACCGGGAUUCGGUCUCCUAAGUCUGCUCCAAGGGGAAAACAGAAUAAGUUGCUGCUAAUACAGUACCUCCUAAUUUUUUUCUUUUGUACCAUCUGCUGACUUUGUUUUGCUCCCCCCCCCAUGCCCCUUGAAUAUGCCUUGGAGAUCUGUCAACUCCUAUAGCAUUUAAACUGUCUGUUAGUCCCAUGUUCUCAUAGCCCAUUGCCAACUCCAGCCAAUGCAUGACCAUCAAAGACUGUCUUUGGCAUUUUAACAGACAGCUGUUGCUGCCUUACGUUCAGUAAAAGUAAAAGCCAUUUAUGGAUGUCUGUCUUAAUGUUUUUAUUAUCGUUGCUUUGAAUUGAAUAAAUAUCAGUGUAGGAACUGAGCCCUGUGGUUCUUCUCUCAUUGUGGAAUGUCAGAAUCAUGUGAACGUUGCUGAAAUUGUUCACCACUCGCCACAUGCAGUAUAAAUGUAUUCCUUAAGGUAUUAUGGUGGCCAGGACUAACGUUGACAUCUUCAGUUAUUUGGUUUGUAAUUUGGACAAAGAUCUGAGAACACUGAUUUCUGAUUCUGUGAAAAGUGUUUUUUUUUUUUUUUUCCCCUCUUCUUCUCCCCCCC
Molecule: messenger RNA, 3229 nt
Organism: Scleropages formosus (Asian bonytongue)
Lineage: Eukaryota; Metazoa; Chordata; Actinopteri; Osteoglossiformes; Osteoglossidae
Gene: cdc27
Product: cell division cycle 27
Exons: 19
Coding region: 155-2614 (819 amino acids)
Biological process (GO): cell division; protein ubiquitination; metaphase/anaphase transition of mitotic cell cycle
Cellular component (GO): cytoplasm; anaphase-promoting complex
Molecular function (GO): protein binding
Source: RefSeq, a predicted model, not a curated record